AUGUUUCGAGCCACUUCACGCCUCUUGAAAUGUCGAAUUACGCUAUUCACCAGAGAGAAUUGCUCUCUGUGUGAUACAGCAAAAUCCGUGGUUGCAACUGUGGGAAAAACAACUCCAUUCAAAUACCAGGAGGUCAAUGUGAUGGAACCCGGGCAGGAGAAAUGGAGAGCCGUUUAUGAGUUUGAUACGCCAGUGAUCCAUGUCGAGAAAGCCAGCUCGGGAGAAACAACAUCAUCAGCUCGUAAGCUGAUGCACCGAUUCAAGGAAGAGGAGGUCUCGAGACUCAUUGAGGAGGUGGAACGUUCAUAA
This is a messenger RNA of Westerdykella ornata, 309 nucleotides long. Its product is annotated as glutaredoxin 2. The record is from RefSeq and is a predicted model, not a curated record. The coding region runs from base 1 to 309 and encodes 102 amino acids. The transcript has 2 exons. NCBI's taxonomy places the organism in Eukaryota, Fungi, Ascomycota, Dothideomycetes, Pleosporales, Sporormiaceae.